UGUUAAUGUAUCAAUGGGGAGAAUUAAUUUCAUUUGCGUAUGAUCAACGCUGUGCGUAUGUAAGAACAGGACAGAGUUGGGUGCCAGCAAAAUUGUAUUAUGUGCACUAUAUUGCGAACUGACAUUAUGAUAGUAGAAUUGUUCACGAUUUUAGCGCGGAUGGUUAAAAGUUUGAAUGAUGAUAAACCGUUUGAGUUGUGGUGAUCGCAUAUAAUCACACCUCACAUUAGUUGUUGGAAUACAUCUCGCGUGACGACUUAUCUCGCGUAAGGACCCAAUUUUGCGUAAGGCAGUAUCUCGCCUGAGGACAUUUCUCGCGAAAGGAUAUAUCUCGCUUAUUGACAGACCUCGUGUGGGGUCACGGGUUGAAUUGGAUCAUUGCCGAGUGAUAUAAAAAGAUUAAUCAAAUGAUAAUCAUGAACAUCUUCUCCAUUUCUACUCACCUGCAGCUCAUGAUGAGGAUCAUGGCCAAGCAUUUUCUAAAAAGGAGCGUUUUGGCCGGUGUUUUUCUAGUGUCGACCGUUCUAUGUAUAUAUUCCCUAAGUCUUCUCAAUGGAUCCAAUGUAGACAAGAACGCUCAACACCUUGGUGUACAGAGGAGUAAACUAUUCGAUCUGAACUACAAUCAAUAUUCAUCAACAGGAAAGACGGGAACGCAAAGACCAUACUACGGUUACUAUGGCGACGGCUAUAACGUGAGGAACCUCCCGCCAAAUCUAUUCAAACUUGCGCCAGAGGUAUUCGACGCCAUCCCUGAGACAUUUCUGCCAAGCUUCAAGAAUCCUUGCUUCUUCUACCGGGGAGUUGUGCCGCCAGGUCUUCGGUGUCUGCCCUACUUCUACCUCAUCGGGAUGCAAAAGUGUGGUUCGACCGAUCUGUGGGAGAAAAUCAAUGCACAUCGAGAGAUCCAACAUAACGACAAAGAACCUCAUUGGUGGGCUAGAUACAGAGUCAGGGAACUCCCUCCCGAGUACAGUUUCAACGUAACCACGCCCCUCUCGUUGUCAUGGUAUCUUGACGUCAUGUCGUAUCGGAUCGUGCCCAAGUUGUUAGACAAUCCUAUCAUGGCUAACUGGCUGGUAGUGGGUGACGGAUCAACAUCUACUCUGUGGGAUAACGCAUGGCAACAACCGUCCAAUCGGAUAGACGGACCAGAAUACGUCAUCGCAGACGUCAUCAAGGAGGUUCAACCAAAUGCGAAGUUCAUAGUCGUGCUUCGUAACCCAACUGAAAGGGUUUAUUCUGACUACCUUUUCUUCGGGAACGAGGACGAUCAGUUCAUUUCAAAGCGUCACUUUCACGAGAUAGUCGACGAGGGCAUACGAAGAUACCAACGCUGUACUCAAAACAGGAGUAGCCGUGCUUGUACCUAUGCCCACGGAACACAGAGUUCUCGUCUUCUGUUAGGCAACUACGCUGUCUUUCUUCGUGAUUGGCUGAGAAUAUUCCCACGUGAGCAAAUCCUGGUCUUGAGAUUGGAGGACUGGCAGAGCCGGUGUAUCAGCAAACUGAAAGAGAUAUAUCGCUUUUUAGAAUUAUCGCCAUUAAAGCGUUCGGGGUUGUCCUUCAUUUGCGGUGCAGAGAAAAUCAGGACAAACACCCAGAUGAAGAAACGCGUUGGAGAAAUGUUGGAUGAAACAAGGACGUUAUUGAAUAAUUUCUAUUCACCAAUGAACGCUGAGCUCAGUGAACUUUUGAACAGCACGAAAUUUUUGUGGAAUGACGUCACCCACUUACCUGUAGCCAUAGAGCAUGGGCAAGCGUUCGGGAGCAGAAGAUUUCCAUGAAACCAUUACACUCCGCAAUGUAGUUGGUAUUCAUAAUCAUCCAGUCAUCAAUAGUAGCUGGGCUACUAUGUGUUUUUGAAUAAUUUCUUUUUCAUGAAAUCAUUUUCCCCUAUGAUAUUGUAUUCAUGUACACCAUCCAGUCAUCAAUAGUUAUAGCUGGGAUUCUCGCUGAAAAAUAUUCAGAGCUCGAUGAACUUUUGAAUGAUCCUGUGGAAUGACGUUACCGUGGAUGAUCCGUGACGUAAUCAUAAGGAUGCUUAAGCUAUUUAAACACGGAGCUCAGCCGAGUAUUGAAGGACAAGGAAUUUCAAUGAAUAUAGUGUCUCGAUGAUAUUCAUACAUUUCGAUCAUCAGGUCGUUAGAUUAGCGUAGCUAUUUGUAGAAUCUUUUCUAUUCAUCUAUGAACGCAGAGCUUGAUGAACUUUUGAAUGAUAACAUAUUUCUGUGGAAUAACGUCACAUGUUGAAUAUCAGUGACGUAAUAAUAAGUGUUCAUUAGCUGUUUAAACACAGAGUAGACGAGUGUUGCAGAACAAGGGAUUUAUAUGAACAUAGUGCCUUGAUGAUAUUCAUGCAUUUACAUCAUCAGGUCACAAAGAAUACAUGAGCUACUUGCUAAAUAAUUGCUGAAUAUUUAUCUAUGAAUGCGUGCUAGAUGAACUUUCAAAUAAUACUAGUUUUCUGUGGACUAACAUCAACGUAGAUGAUUCAUUAGUUGUUUAAACACAGAGCUUAACCCUAUCUAGGCCGGGGUAUUUUGGGAAUUCAUAUGGCCGGGG
This is a messenger RNA of Lytechinus variegatus (green sea urchin), 2565 nucleotides long. RefSeq names its product carbohydrate sulfotransferase 15-like. Bases 408 to 1787 code for a protein of 459 amino acids. The record is from RefSeq and is a predicted model, not a curated record. The transcript is spliced from 9 exons. Gene Ontology annotation, molecular function: N-acetylgalactosamine 4-sulfate 6-O-sulfotransferase activity. NCBI's taxonomy places the organism in Eukaryota, Metazoa, Echinodermata, Echinoidea, Temnopleuroida, Toxopneustidae. Gene Ontology annotation, biological process: hexose biosynthetic process.